CUACCAGCAGUGCGCUGGUGGUGAUCGAGCUCUUUUGCCCCAGUAGCCUACAGUUAGUUCCUAUGAUAACGUAAGCUACUAAGGGGCGCUUGGACGAACCACCACUAGGGAAAAAAUUACUCGUGGGUGAAAUCCUGGAAAGGUACGCGGGAUUUUUUUCUGUUUAUCCGCACAGUUACUCUUGUUCUUUUUUUUUUUUAUCUUUGUAUUUGGUUAAUUCGAAUCCUACAAGAGCGUGGGCUUUACCAUGCCUCGAGAAAGGCAAAAACGAGGCCGGAGAGCGGAGGCCAAACGAAAGCGCGAUGAUGAAGUAGGAGACCGCACAGCGCCAAAACGACAGAAAGCCUCGGAAGGCGACAAUGACUUUAAUCCUUUGCAUAGCCAAGCAAAAAUUGGAGAUGACUAUAUUCCACUUGAGGAGGAGCCGGCGAGCUCCAUGGACACGCCAUUCUACGGCCUUCUCGACCCGGACGAACAGGAAUACUUCUCCCACGCAAGUGGGCUCCUCGAACUUAACCAGUUUGAGACCGAGGAAGAAAAGAGCAUUUUCAUAGAAAGAGUUUAUGAGGAGGCCGACGGGAAGGAAUUAAAAAUUGCCUGCAGCCAGUCAUGUUCGAGGUUAAUGGAAAAAUUAAUAUCGGCCUCUACUGUUAGUCAGAUAAAAUCCUUGUUUAACAAAUUUGUCGGCCAAUUCCUCAAUCUCGUCCAACAUCGAUUCGCGAGCCACUGUUGCGAGAGCUUGUUCCUUCGAGCUGCACCAUAUGUGACGCUGGAAAUGAAGAAAAAAUCUGCCGAGAAGAACGACAAUGAGGGCGAAGAUUCAAGCGCGAAUUUACGACUCGAGGAUUUAUUCCUGGCUGUACUUUCUGAGCUGGAGGGAAACUGGGGCUAUUUGUUAACCGAAAGGUUCGCAUCGCAUACAAUAAGGGUACUUCUGUUGAUACUAGCUGGCGAGCAACUAGACAACCCGUCUAAAGCAACCGUCAUCGCGAGUCGCAAAAAGGAGAACUUGGAUAAACCCAAAGUGACACAACGCGAUAAGUCGGCGUCAGAUAGGCGAGCUGUUCCGCCCUCAUUCAACGCUGCCUUGGAGAAAAUGAUGAAUGAUUUGGUUACUGGACUUGAUAAUACCUAUCUACGAGCACUGGCGACCCAUCCUGUUGGAAAUCCCGUUCUACAGGUCCUCCUCUCAGUCGAGCUCACCCAUUUGGGGAAAUCAAAAGCUAGGGAUCCAGACUCGGUUUUUCGAAGACUUGUCCCGGAUGAGAACCUGGAAGAGGGCAGUGAGAGUGCGGCAUUCAUAAAGGGCCUCUUUUAUGACCCCGUUGGUUCGCGGUUAUUGGAAACAAUGGUACAAUUAGCUCCGGGAAAGUUUUUCAAGACAUUCUACAAGGCCCUUGUGCAGGAACGCAUUGGAUCGCUAUCAAGGAACGAAAUCGCAGGACAUGUAGUAGCUCGGAUUUUGGAAAGACUGAGCAAAGAAGAUCUGAAGAGCUCCAUGGACUUGAUUUUGCCGGAAGUUCUGUCCUUGGUGAAACGCUCAAGGUUUACCGUUAUUAAAACGUUGAUUGAGCGAGGGGUCAUCCGUGGUGUAGACCUAAGGCCGCUAGCAGAUUCUCUUUUGUUGGCCUUUGGCACAGACCCUAUCGCAAGGAUUAAUAACGUCCUAAAACUCCAUCACCUCAACGAAGAAAACGACGAUACAAAGCGGUCCUCUAAAAACUCGACUCCAGAACAGUUACAUGGUUCUCUUCUUGCCCAGACCAUGCUUAAGGCUCCCGGGCCCCUCAGCGAACUAAUACAAUCAAGUCUUCUCGCAGUUACGCUGGAGACUUUAAUAGCAAUUGCUAAGGACCCAGUUGCAUCCCACGUCCUUCAGGACGCAUUAACGCUCCCAACUUCUACUAUUCAGUUCCGCCGUCAAAUAACCUCGAGAUUUUCAGGAAAGAUGGCUGAACUCGCUCUGGAUUCGAGCGGAUCGCAUGUUGUCGAUGCUGUCUGGUCGGCGACGGAGAAUUUAAUUUUUAUCAAACAGCGAUUCGCCGAAGAGCUCCUGGCAAACGAACGACCCCUUCGUGACUCAUUUGUCGGACGAGCUGUAUGGAAGAAUUGGUCAAUGGAUUUAUACAAAAGGAGGAGAGGCCACUGGAUUGCAGUAGCUAAAGGCCUAGAGAGCGUAAAUCCGAGUAACUCCGAGAACCGACAGCCUCCGAAAUCAAACCUUGAUUUAGCGAGAGCUCGAUUUGCUGAAAAGUCAAACACCAGCACACCGAAAAAGAUAACUGCAACGUUCUAAAAAACCCGAGAAAAAUGUUACUCCGGACUGCAGUCACGUGUCCAAUAUUCUAGAUAAUUACAAAUCAUCUACGCAGUAGUUGCCCGGUUAUACGCAGAAGGGCCUGUUCUGGUGCAUUGCAUGGUGCAGUACAUGUAUGUACAAUACAUGUAUGUACAGUACAGAGUACAUGUAGAGAGGAUUAAAGUUUUGAUUAGUGCUAAGAAUUUAAGCUGUAAUACUGUUGUUAUCUUUUCAUUCUCAAGCCCCUGGAAUUUUACACUAGCUUUAGUUAAGCUGUAGCUGGUUAUUCAGGUGCCAGAGACAUUAAUCUCUCUUAAAACUCUGAUUAAAAGAGGGGAUGAAAAUACUUUAUAGUAAUAAAGUUACACCUUAAAUUCUCUGUACACAGUCAGUGACAGUCACAUAUUUCAGUCAAAAAUACACAUAUUCAGUAAAAUAUACAUUAAUUCAAUAAUUG
Messenger RNA from Blastomyces dermatitidis ER-3, 2756 nucleotides. Its product is annotated as rRNA processing protein Nop9. Gene Ontology annotation, biological process: endonucleolytic cleavage in 5'-ETS of tricistronic rRNA transcript (SSU-rRNA, 5.8S rRNA, LSU-rRNA); endonucleolytic cleavage in ITS1 to separate SSU-rRNA from 5.8S rRNA and LSU-rRNA from tricistronic rRNA transcript (SSU-rRNA, 5.8S rRNA, LSU-rRNA); ribosomal small subunit export from nucleus. Lineage: Eukaryota; Fungi; Ascomycota; Eurotiomycetes; Onygenales; Ajellomycetaceae. The transcript is spliced from 2 exons. Gene Ontology annotation, molecular function: RNA binding. Gene Ontology annotation, cellular component: preribosome, small subunit precursor; 90S preribosome; nucleolus. The coding region runs from base 248 to 2296 and encodes 682 amino acids. The record is from RefSeq and is a predicted model, not a curated record.